Molecule: messenger RNA, 325 nt
Organism: Stylophora pistillata
Lineage: Eukaryota; Metazoa; Cnidaria; Anthozoa; Scleractinia; Pocilloporidae
Source: RefSeq, a predicted model, not a curated record
AAGAUCCAUCAGACCUAGAAGGUUUUGGGCAAGGGAGAUAUAUCGUUGCAAGAAAGCUCAAGGGGAGUUCAAUUACCUUGUUUCGGAACUUCGUGGUAGUGACAGAGAGCUUUACUUUCGAUUGCCUCCUUUCCAAGGUUGGCCCACUUAUAAGAAGCAAGCUAUAAAAUUCACACAGCCUAUCUCACCAUCAGAACGUCUUGCACUGACCAUACGUUAUUUGGCUUCUGGUGACAGUCAACAAUCCAUGUCCUUUUCUUAUUGAAUAUGGAAUAUCCAUAACCAGCAAUUUCAACCCCUUCUAGAUUCUAGAGUGAUAUCUCUG